Molecule: messenger RNA, 1070 nt
Organism: Pteronotus mesoamericanus
Lineage: Eukaryota; Metazoa; Chordata; Mammalia; Chiroptera; Mormoopidae
Gene: STUB1
Product: STIP1 homology and U-box containing protein 1
Exons: 7
Coding region: 150-1061 (303 amino acids)
Biological process (GO): proteasome-mediated ubiquitin-dependent protein catabolic process; protein quality control for misfolded or incompletely synthesized proteins; protein polyubiquitination
Cellular component (GO): cytoplasm; Z disc
Molecular function (GO): ubiquitin protein ligase activity; protein-folding chaperone binding
Source: RefSeq, a predicted model, not a curated record
ACUCCGCCUCACGCGGCCGGAAGUUCCGGAGGCGGUCGCCGGACGGGCCCGAGCGGAUCGCGGGCUCGGGCUGCGAGCUUGUGCUGCGGGCACAGGACGGGCCGGGAGCGGAGUCUGGGAGCGGAGCCCAGGCUGUGCCGCGCGGCGCCAUGAAGGGCAAAGAGGAGAAGGAGGGCGGCGCGCGGCUGGGCGCCGCUGGCGGAAGCCCGGAGAAGAGCCCGAGUGCGCAGGAGCUCAAGGAGCAGGGCAACCGGCUCUUCGUGGGCCGCAAGUAUCCGGAGGCGGCGGCCUGCUACGGCCGCGCCAUCACCCGGAAUCCCCUGGUGGCAGUGUAUUACACCAACCGGGCACUGUGCUACCUGAAGAUGCAGCAGCAUGAGCAGGCCCUGGCUGACUGCAGGCGUGCCCUGGAGCUGGAUGGACAGUCUGUGAAGGCACACUUCUUCCUUGGGCAAUGCCAGUUGGAGAUGGAGAGCUACGACGAGGCGAUUGCCAACCUGCAGCGAGCCUACAAUCUAGCUAAAGAGCAGCGGCUCAACUUUGGGGAUGACAUCCCCAGUGCUCUGCGCAUUGCCAAAAAGAAGCGCUGGAACAGCAUUGAGGAGCGGCGUAUCCACCAGGAGAACGAGCUGCACUCCUACCUCACGCGACUCAUUGUGGCUGAGCGUGAGAGGGAACUGGAAGAGUGUCAGCGGAACCAUGAGGGUGAUGAAGACGAUGGCCACAUCCGGGCCCAGCAGGCCUGCAUCGAGGCCAAGCACGACAAGUACUUAGCAGACAUGGAUGAGCUCUUCUCCCAGGUGGAUGAGAAGAGAAAGAAGCGAGAUAUCCCUGACUAUCUGUGUGGCAAAAUCAGCUUUGAGUUGAUGCGGGAGCCGUGCAUCACACCUAGUGGCAUCACCUAUGACCGAAAGGACAUUGAGGAGCACCUGCAGCGUGUGGGCCACUUUGACCCUGUGACCCGGAGCCCUCUGACCCAGGAACAGCUCAUCCCCAACCUGGCCAUGAAAGAGGUCAUCGAUGCGUUCAUCUCUGAAAAUGGCUGGGUGGAGGACUACUGAGGGCAAGUG